Messenger RNA from Plectropomus leopardus (leopard coralgrouper), 661 nucleotides. Lineage: Eukaryota; Metazoa; Chordata; Actinopteri; Perciformes; Serranidae. The record is from RefSeq and is a predicted model, not a curated record.
CAGCAAUGGUACUGGCAACUAUAGUGAAAAUUUACUUCCUGAAACUGAAUUAGGAGAUGACGAUUUUUUGAUUACAUGACAGAUAGAGACAAGUCAUGAGUGCAGGAGAACCAAACCCAGCCGCCACACCCACCCCCUGUCAAGACACCCAGGGAGAUGGACGAUGGAUGUCUUUGCAUAACCGCUUUGUGUCUGACAGCAAAGAUAAAGAGCCUGAUGUUCUGUUUGUUGGAGACUCGCUUGUUCAGCUCAUGCACCAGUUUGCGAUAUGGCGGCAGCUGUUCUCUCCUCUGCAUGCCCUCAAUUUUGGAGUGGGUGGUGAUGCAACACAACACGUGCUGUGGAGACUGAUGAAUGGCGAACUGGAUAACAUCAGCCCAAAGGUUGUGGUGCUGUGGGUAGGCACUAACAAUCAUGGUCACACUGCUGAACAGAUCUGUGAAGGCAUCAUGGCUAUUAUCCAAGUCAUCAAGAACAAGCUCCCCCAUGCCCAGACGCUUGUACUCGUAGGUUUUAUUUUGAUGCAUUCCUUUAGGAAAAUGUUAAUCUACCUGCAUGUCUGUUGAAAAUGACAAAUGAAGUUCAUACAACCAUCAAACUGCACAGUGAUGUCAACCCUUUUAGCUCCAUCUUAGCUUUGUGACUGACGGACGAAUGUAUG